AUGGAAAACCAUGGACGGGCAGUUGCGUUUAUGGCUCGUCUCCUCGGCAUCGAGGCACGGAUCCUUGUUCCUCGGUCUUUGAACCAUCGGACUCGGGAUAUUAUCGCCGUGGAAGGGGCUCAGUUGGCUAUUGUUCAGGGCGAUUACGAUCAGGCUGUACCGGAGGCUAUGAAUGAGACGCAUGUGGGACAGGGGUGUACUUCUCAUUCGGAAUACGGCGUUCGAGGGGUAUGA
Penicillium digitatum Pd1 is the source of this 234-nucleotide messenger RNA. NCBI's taxonomy places the organism in Eukaryota, Fungi, Ascomycota, Eurotiomycetes, Eurotiales, Aspergillaceae. The record is from RefSeq and is a predicted model, not a curated record.